AUGAAGUACAGCCUAUCGGGUAGACGUAAUAUUGUUGCAGAUGUGCUAUCACGUUAUCCUCCUGGUGGCGAUUUAAUACAAGAGGAUAAAAAUAAUAGUUUAGAAAUUGCUUACAUAGAGAGCGAACCGAAUAUUGAGUUGAUAGAAAAAUUAAAAUCCUUAUCAGUAUAUCAAUUACAAGAUUCAGAGUCGUUGGCUAUUAUUGAAAAGUUAAAGAUAUUAAAUACUUCCAUAAUAAAACAAAACAAUAAAUUUAAAAGGUAUAGUUUGAAAAAUGAUGUAUUGUAUUACAAAACUAAUUUACAAGAAGUAAUAUAUUUACCUAAAGCAUUGAGACAAGAUAUUAUAAAUCAAGUGCAUGUCGAAAUGGGUCAUCAAGGACCCUAUAAAUUAUCUAAGAAAAGCAAAAUAACAUAUGUGAGUCCCUGCAAAUCUAUAAUAACAGAAAACAUUGGCGAUAUAGUCAUGGCAGACUUAUAUGGACCACUUGCAUCAGGUACCUUUGGGUACACUUUCAUAUUUGUCAUUCAAGAUUCAUUCAGUAAAUUUAUCAAAUUAUAUCCUUUAAAACAGUCAACAGCAAAGUCUGUUGUAACAAAAGUAAAGCAUUUUGUUGAGAUUAUAAAGCCCAAGGCAAUAAUGACAGAUAAUGGAAAACAGUUCAUAAGUAAUCACUGGAAACAAUCAAUGAGAGAUAUAAAUAUAAAGCCAAUAUAUACCACAGUUAGAAAUCCUAGACCAAAUACAACAGAGCGAGUAAAUAAAGAGUUGAGCAGAUUAUUUAGGACGCUUUGUCAUACUAACCACAAAGAUUGGGCGUUAAUAUUGCCGAAAUUAGAAGAAUUGUAUAAUAAUUCUUAUCACAAUAGUACAGGCUUCACGCCUUGUGAGAUUCUUUACGGUGAGUCUAAUGAGAUGUCUUUUGACAAAGUAAUUUCCAAAAGUAAAGACAAACAUAAUGUCGAACAAAUUAGACAACAAGUGCGAAAAAAUUUAAAAGAGGCAAGUCGAAUAAGAAACACAAAAUUUGAUAAGCGAAAUAGAUUAAUAAAAUAUAAUAUUGGUGACUUAGUAAAAAUUUCAAGAUCUAGUAGAUCAGACGCUGAUAAUAAAGAUAUGAGUAAGUUCAAUUUGGCAUAUGAAGGACCUUAUGUAAUAGCAGCCGUACCAUUUGACAAUGUAUAUACCUUAGCAAAUCCAGAGACAAACGAAAUUAGAGGAAUUUUCAAUGCUAUUCACUUAUUAAAAUAUUUUAAAUAA
Molecule: messenger RNA, 1260 nt
Organism: Parnassius mnemosyne (clouded apollo)
Lineage: Eukaryota; Metazoa; Arthropoda; Insecta; Lepidoptera; Papilionidae
Source: the annotation of a GenBank genome assembly